Molecule: messenger RNA, 1621 nt
Organism: Penaeus chinensis
Lineage: Eukaryota; Metazoa; Arthropoda; Malacostraca; Decapoda; Penaeidae
Source: RefSeq, a predicted model, not a curated record
AUAUACAUACAUGUACAUACAUAUACAUAUAUAUUGUUUUUACAUUUAUAGAUUUUACAUGUCAAUCAACUUCUUUAGAUACUUAUUUUCCAUGUCUGAAAAAUGAUGGAAAGCAAUGUUUACAAUUGUGUUGACGGCGAGAGGGAGCGGCAAUUCAGAUGUAGCCUCGCCUCAUAUUCCUUUAUUUAAGCGAUAAUUAACAACGAAAUAGAAUGCAGACUGCAUCGAUUCUCUCCAUGAAGGACCUUGUUGUGUCUCACAGCCAACUUAAAGGCUGUGAUAUGGCAUUAGUAAAGACGUCCCAGGGACUGUACCUGAAGUGGCAGCCACAUGGAGGUGAAGGGAAAGCAAGUAGCACAGCGGGUGCUUUCUUGACUGAUGGCAAGACAUGUGGAAAUCUAUACCCUGUCAGUUUAAAUGAUAAAGUGGAGAAAGCAGUAUUUGGUACCAGUGACAACAGCACCAGUGCACAGAGAGGACCUAAACAUGCUUUGGUUAUGUGUGAUACAGGACUCAUUGUCGGUGUCAACGCAAGGGAGCCUGGUGUGGUUUUCUCCUUGUGCCAUAUUGCAGAGCCGCCAGUAUGGUGUGGUACUCUGAAAGCUGGUGAUAUUAUGCUACUCGCUGUAGUUGGCAAAAGUGGAACAGUCUAUACUGGUCAAGCAAGUGGAUCAUCCAAAGUUUCGUGGUUUACCAAAUCCCUCCCAUAUAUGGUGCUGAGCUGCUGUGCCCAUAAUGAUGCACUUGUUCUCUGUGAUGGAUUCAGCUCUUGGAUAUGCCGUCUCUCUCUUGAUUCAAGACAGUUUCCAGAGUUUAGACAUCAUAAACUACCGUAUGUGGGCAUCAUUAGAAUUAUGGAAAGGGAUAAGGACACCGUGGAAUUGGCAACAUGUGAUGGACGUAAAUAUAAUGUCACUUGGAGUUCACUGAUUUCUAAGGGCAAAGAAGAGGCAAAAAGUGAUACUAAAACGAAAAAUGACGGUGCCCCAUCAUCUAUCAAGGAAACUAUGAUGGGGAUCAAGAGAUGUUCGGAGAGAAUGGAAGUGGAAGGCAAACAUAUUCACAAUCUAAAUCUCUACAUAAAACAAUUGAAUAUAUUAUCAUUCCUUUUAACGGAUUCAGAAGAAUGUAUGUUUUCAGCAAGUGUUAGAGUUGAGCAACAAACUAUAGGGCAGGUGGUGUCUUACAGUGCUUUGAUUGAAUUUACGAACAAGAAAGUUGGAUUUGAAUUAGAGGGUAAAUGGUGGGCACUGUGUAUCUCUGUUCCGACACUAAAUGGCAGGCAUUAUGAAUUAGUCAGACUUGAUAGUCACUCUUUCACACCAAGCUGUAUUGUUACAGUUCCUUUGCGUGAAGUGGAUUGGAAUCAAAAUGUCAAGACUGUUACAAUGAAGUGCUACCUUGUAUUAGAUCAUUUUGAUAUGUCUCGUCCUCUCUGCCAAGUGCCGGUCUGUGAAGCAGAGGUUGAUAUACUACAUUUCCUUACUACUCAUCGGGUACUGAAUAAAGGAAUCUUAACCUCCCCGGGCUUUACUGAAUCUAUUGAGAAGUUGUCAAAAGGAAGACAAAGUAAUCCAGCUGAAAAUAUACAAAGCAAAGUAUCUUCACUGCCUUGUAAAGU